Camponotus floridanus (Florida carpenter ant) is the source of this 5269-nucleotide messenger RNA. RefSeq lists its product as uncharacterized. Bases 603 to 4520 code for a protein of 1305 amino acids. Gene Ontology annotation, molecular function: p53 binding. Lineage: Eukaryota; Metazoa; Arthropoda; Insecta; Hymenoptera; Formicidae. Gene Ontology annotation, cellular component: nucleus. The transcript has 11 exons. The record is from RefSeq and is a predicted model, not a curated record. Gene Ontology annotation, biological process: regulation of apoptotic process.
GCGGUGUAUUCACGACGUCUCUGCUCUUCGUCGCCGUCUUGUCACCGCGAAAGUUGACAGUUCGCGCGUUGACAGUUCGCCGAUUGAUCGGCGCGACUCUUUUGGCGCGCGAUCGCGAGCUUCGACUCGAUUUUUUCGCGAUUUUUUCGCGCGCUGUCAAAAAAAAAUCAGAUCUUAAAUCACGGCGCUAUCUCGAAAUUCCGAGACAAGAAGAGAUCACCCUUCGGUCUCUCGAUGUCGCGAAUUUUUUAUUGAAUCGUCGCGGCUGAUCGAGCUUCCGGCAAAUCCAGCGAGCGAGCGAACGUCGUCUUCGCGACUUUCGCGAGGGCGCGCGUCGUCGUUUUUAGCAAUGAAUUUAUCUUUAGAAUUUCAAGUUCGUCGACUCCGCGCAGACCUCGUAUGAGCGCAUUACUGAAUUGGCAAAGCGACGCAAUUCUGCGGUGUUUUUCGUCAACCCGACGCCGGGUUUUCCUUCUCAAAGCUGUCGUAUCGUUUUUACGUGAACGUGAACAGUUUUUACGCGUGUCGCACGUUGUAUAAAUCGCGUGAGAGCGAAACGGACGGGCUUCUCGCGGUUCCGCUGGCCGGUUCAUGUCACGAGGAUGCUGGCGUGCGUCUAUCCGCGGGAGAACUUCGAGGUGAAAACCGUGGCUGUAAAGCUUCAUCAUGGAAAAUCCAGGAGAAAACCCAAGUCCGUCGUGGUAAGGGAAAAAGUUGCCACGGCCACCACGGAGUCCACAGGAUGCAGCAAUGGCGAGCGGGUGGGACACGAGUUAGCAGUGGGCGGGGGUGGUGCUGUGCUGGUGCUCAGCGAGCUUGAAAGCAUGGCAGCCAGGCAACAGCGGGAAAUCGCUCAGCAAAGGCGCCUCCUGGAGCAGAAAGAGGCCCGCUUAGCCGUGCUUCGAGGCGCACAGGAGCCAGCACAGCAGGACAGACUCGCUAGAUUGAGGCACAAACUGGACCAACAACAGAGCAAGCUGAAUCGACUGCGAUUACUCAGAUCGCAGACGGAUCAAUCACGUGUCAACAAUGCGACAUUGACUUCCGAUCUGGACUGUAUCAGAGCCCUGUUCAAUGAGAAGGAGAAGGAGCUUUCGCUGGCGGUGGCGAAGGUCGAGGAGUUGACGCGCCAGCUGGAGGAACUCCGGGGUCGUCAAAAUGCCCCCGCCGGCGGUGGAAGCGCCGGCAACGUCGGGGGUGGUCUCGCGGGUGCCACCGGCAACGGACACCUGGCCACCCCGGCUAGCGCCGAACUGGAGAAACUUAGGAGAGAGCUUAUGUAUCGCAAUAAGAUGAACGAACAGCAAAACCAAAUGGUGUCUCAACAACGUCAGGCUCUAGCUCAACGACAGGCCGAGAUGGCAUCGAUAGACGCACGAAUAGCUCAGCUCCAAAGUCGUCUUCAGCGCAAGAGAGCGUUAAAUCAGCGAUUGGCGCAUCAACUAGGUCCUAAUGGAGGUGGCGGACGUGGCGUCGUCAGCGGCGCCAAUAAUGCAGGAUUCCCGGACACGAAGCUCGAUGGCUUUAACAACGGCGGCAAGCUGAGGCCGACCGGCAACAUCGCCGCGAUCGAGCCGUACUCGCACAUACCGAACGACAACGAUUUCAAUCUCAACAAAAACGACCCCAAGUACCAGACACUGCCGUACAAUACCAAGUUCACGGUGAACUUCAAGACCAUAGAGGACGAUGUUAACAAAAACAAGAUACAACACUCGGCGAGCGCCUCCCAGUUGGGACAGCGGCCGACCUUUCAGCAAUACGGACACCAAAUCGUUCACAGUCAGUCGCAAUCGCACAUUCAGGGGCAAUCUCAAUUAUUAGGAAGCAAUCAGCAGCAACAACAGCAGCACAAUCAAAAUCUCGGCAAUCAACCCGCGACGAUUCAGUCGAGUACCUAUAAUAAUAACAAUAACAAUAAUAACAACAACAACAGUAACAACUUCAACUCGGACAAUCUGUCACAAGGUCUUCGUCUUCAUCAGAGCCAUCAACAACAAUCGCAGACACAGCAACAUCAGAAUAGCAACGUUCAGCAAAAGCAACACAACGUGACUGGCAUUAGCGGCGCAUCGACGACAUCGAAUGUCGUCGGUGUGACCGUUCCGUCGAUCACACAAACCGCGCAGAACUCUCAUCGAAAUCUACAACAGACCGUAGGUGGACAUCAGAAACCAGUAUCAAGCGUGGCGCCGAGUUUUUCCGUCAAGUCGCAGAUCUAUCAGACCUCGUCGACCAAGAUUCAUCCGGUGAUGCCGCAAACAUUGAGUCUAUUGGGUCGCGGGCAUAACAAUAAUAACAACAACAAUACGGCGCAAAACUACAUUGGCAACAAUCAGCAGCAAGCAGCAGUGACCACGCAGCUACAAUCCAAUGUAGGAAAUCAAGAAACGAAUUAUAGACACGGUUACUCCGGUGUUCAACAACAACAACAGCAGCAGCAGCAACAACAGUAUCCCAAUCAGGCUGGUAUUCAUGCAUCUUCGCCGGCAGCCGUCUAUCAGGCUCAGAAUUCGUCGAAUCUCACCGGUUUUCAUGGUACUGUCGCGACUACGUUUGGCAAUUCUUCCCAGAAAUAUAAUCAAUCGUCGCAGAUAUCGAGUUCUAACGAUCUCGUGCAGAAUCAGGACCAAAACCAGGUAUUGAACAGUCAGAAGGUCAAAUUUGAGCCAGGCAAGAGUCAAGAUAAGUUUGAACAUGCAUUACCAUCCAGUAAUAAGCAUGAACAACAACAGCAGCAGCAAAAUAGGUACGAUCAGAAUCUCACGAGCAAAUAUGAAUCUCAGCAACAAAGUGGCAAGCAUGACCCAGUCGGAAUUCAGGCGAAACACGAGCAGCAUCUGCACAACGUCAAGUACGAGUCCGGUUGCCAGAAUUCGCAACAGUAUAGCAAACACGAGCAACAACAACAGCAUGAAGGAAGAUUACCGAUCAAGUAUGAUCCGACGUUCAAGCACGAGCCUUCGAAUACUAAUCAGUAUAAGACGGAAUACAAGCCGGAGUCAAACAAGUAUGAAAGCGGUCAGAGUAAAUUCGAAGCGAUGCCGACCAAAUAUGAACAGAAUUCCACAACGAAACAUGUAGUUGAUCACGUAAUCGCCAAGUUUGAGAUUCCCGCGAAAACGCCGUACGAGUUUGACAGCAGAUCGACGACCAAGAAUAAUGACGGUGAGAGGAAAAACUUCAAUGAAUCGCGAAUGGAUGAUAAGACAAAGCCGGCACUACCACCGAAACCAAGCAAACCAAAUCCACCACCAAGACUGACUCAUCAUGAGAAGGCCGAUGUGCCGUCUGAAGGCGUUAAUGAGGGCAAGAUGACUAACGCGAAUCUCAAUUCGAGGUCAGAUAAGGACGAGGAUAUACCGCCAAUUCCCACGUCCGAGCCGCCGGAAUCUCCCACGGAGACACAGCUGGCAAAUCAUCAAAUCAUCAAGGCUCGGCCACUGACUCUGAAGAAAGCACCGAUAUCGGAGCAGCCUAAGCUGAGAUACAAAUCCAAUGUCCACGUAUCGAUAAAUCGACGAAUUGAAAUGCCCCCGGCCUUCCUGUUCCCGGAAACGGAAAUCCCGGCAGAUCUUAUGCAGACCGAGCAACAACAACAGCAGCAGCAGCAGCAAUCUCAACAACAAAUUAUCGAUACUACGGACAACUGUAAGAGCUCUGUUAUAGGCGACGAUAUUGGUGACGGCGAGAAACUAGAAGAAGCGGAUAUCAUCGAUGCUUUGAAUGUCAUCAACAUCGAGGAUAAGCCAUCGAAGAUGAAGACUGACUCGGAACUAACUGGCGAAGUGGAAAUAGACGGAGGCAAGAUUUCAGAAGUGAUGAGGAGGAAAAAGGGAAAUCUCAAGUCAUCGAGCACAACAGGGACCGGAAGCGGCAAAGUCAAUUUAUCCAGGCGGGUAUCGUUCGAUCCGUUAGCGUUGUUGCUCGACGCUAGUCUCGAGGGAGAGCUUGAACUCGUUAAGAAGACUGCGAAGGAAGUUGCCAAUCCGAGUUCCGCCAAUGACGAGGGUAUUACUGCUCUGCACAACGCCAUAUGCGCCGGUCAUCUCGAGAUCGUCAAGUUUCUCGUGGAAUUCGGUUGCGAUGUUAAUGCCCAGGAUAGUGAUGGAUGGACACCAUUACAUUGUGCUGCUAGUUGUAACAAUCUAUCUAUGGUGAGAUUUUUGGUCGAACAUGGAGCCUGUAUCUUCGCAACCACUCUUUCGGAUCACGAAACUGCCGCGGAGAAGUGCGAGGAGGACGAGGAAGGCUUUGAUGGAUGUUCAGAGUACUUAUACAGUGUUCAAGAGAAAUUGGGAAUCAUGAACAAUGGUCAGGUCUACGCUGUUUUUGAUUACGAGGCACAACAUGCUGACGAGCUUUCGUUGAAGAAUGGGGAUUCCGUAGUCGUACUUCGAAAGGGCGAUGAUAACGAACGAGAAUGGUGGUGGAGCAAACUCGGGCAUAAAGAAGGCUAUGUACCUCGGAAUUUAUUGGGGUUAUAUCCCAGAGUACAACCAGCAAAAACGGUUGACUAAAGAGUUUCGUGCUCGCAGAAUAUCCGACGAUUAUUACAGUAUUCGAUUUGCAGCUUUAUCUUGUUAAUUGUUAUACACACGAUACAUAGGCACAUUAGUAGCAUUAUUUAAUAGCAUCUCAUUGCCAUCCGGAGCGGGAUUCUACCAAACCUUUUAACAAAUGUAAUAAUUUCUUAAUUUUACAGAGUAAUUUUUUAUGACUUAAAAAAACAAAGAUUGCAUCAUCGUAGACUUCUCAAUCAGCGAACGGUUAAGAUUUGCCAUAAUGUAAAUUGAACGAUUGCGCAAACAUACUCGCAUUAUUGACGAUGUAUAUACAACAUUUGUUUGAAUAUGACUCUUUUCUUUUCUUAUUAUUUCGAUAGAAUAGGGACGUUUUAAUAAUAGAUUGUAUGUACAAUUUUAUUGGUCGAUAUCUAUUCGUUUUUAUUGCAUAAUCGCAUGCGCACAGUCUCAUUCUUUAAUUUGAAAGUUUAGUUAAGAAUUAGUGAGACAUUUCGCGUACACACACAAUUGCAAAUCACUAAAUCACUUAUUAUAUAGCAUUAUAUCUUUCAAACAAAAGAAUUGUAUCUUUUUAUUAUAUACAGGAAUCUAUCCUGUAAUUGUGAAAGUGAAAGUGCAUGCAUAGCAUUAAAUCUUGUGAAAUUUAGAAUCGAUUUUUGUUAAUGAAAGUCUCUUUUGCUAUUUACUUAAGUUUUAGAGAUAUUAAAAAAAAUAGCGGAAUUUUUUUAUUGUUUAUUUUAAAC